AUGAAGGCCACAGCGCUUCUCGGCCUCGUCGGCCUCGCUGCCCUCUCGACUGCGCAUGUCACUCGCGACUAUGACAACAACGACUACUACGUUCUUGAACUAGAUCAAGGCAUUCAGCCUGAUCACGUCGCCGACCGUCUGGGCCUCCGACACGAAGGCCCUUUAGGCGACCUCGAUCACCACUACAUCUUCCGGUCCCCUAAAUACGACCACGAUGUUGUCAAGCGACAGCUUCUCGACCGACGAAGACGGAAACGCGAUGGCUCACAAGACAUCAUCGACACUGUUCGCCUCGCCAGAAAGCAGCACCCGCGCACCAUGUUGCAGAAGCGCAUUCCUCCGCCGCCCCUGCUCGGCCCUCGUGCCGAAGCACAGCCCAAUGCCGCCGCCCUCACCAAGCAAAAUAGCGUCAUGAAGCUUCUCUCCAUCAACGAUCCUACGUUUCCUGGUCAAUGGCACCUCUUCAAUCCUGUCCAAAUAGGCCAUGAUGUCAACGUCACUGGCGUCUGGGUCCAAGGCAUCACUGGCAAGAAUGCCACCGUCGCCAUUGUCGACGACGGUCUCGACAUGCACAGCCUGGAUCUCAUGGAUAAUUAUUUUGCCGCCGGGUCCUGGGAUUUCAAUAAUGACGACCCCGAGCCGGCGCCAAGGCUACCCGAAGACGGCCACGGAACCCGGUGCGCUGGUGAGGUCGCCGCCGUGAAGAACGACGUCUGCGGUGUUGGUGUCGCUUACGACGCCAAGGUUGCCGGUAUCCGCAUUCUUAGCAAGCCCAUCAGCGACAUGGACGAAGCCGAGGCCAUGAUUUACGAAUAUCAAAAGAAUCAAAUUUAUUCUUGCUCCUGGGGCCCUCCCGAUGACGGCCGCUCCAUGGAGGCCCCGGGCAUUCUCAUUCGCCGCGCAAUGGUAAAAGGUAUUCAAAAAGGCCGUGGUGGUCUCGGAACAAUCUAUGUCUUCGCCUCUGGCAACGGCGCCGCUGCUGAAGAUAACUGCAAUUUUGACGGCUACACCAACUCCAUCUACAGCAUCACUAUCGGCGCCGUCGACCGCGCAGGCAACCACCCAUACUACUCGGAGCAUUGCUCCGCCCAGCUUGUCGUUACUUACAGCAGCGGGAGCGGCGACUCUAUUCACACCACCGAUGUUGGCACCAACCAGUGCACGACCGCCCACGGAGGCACUUCUGCCGCCGCCCCUUUGGCUGCGGGUAUCUUUGCACUGGUUAUGCAAGUGCGGCCGGAUUUGACUUGGAGAGAUCUUCAAUAUCUCGCCCUUGAAACAGCCAUCAAGGUAGACGACCCCAAUGCCGACUGGCAAAAUACCACCAUUGGCAAGCAUUUUUCCCACACCUUUGGCUAUGGCAAGAUUGACAGCUACGGUAUCGUUGAACGGGCCAAGACCUGGGAACUGGUCAAACCACAGGCCUGGUUCUUCUCACCUUGGAUCCACGUCAAGACGAAUAUCCCUCAAGGCGAUGUUGGUCUUACCUCGACCUUUGAGGUUACCGAAGAGAUGCUCAAGAAAGCCAACCUUGCUCGCUUAGAGCACGUCACCGUCACCAUGAAUAUCGACCACACCCGUCGCGGUGAUCUCAGCGUGGAUCUCAUUAGCCCUAAUAAAGUCGUCAGCCACAUUGCCACCACCCGGAAACUUGACAGCCAUGGCGCUGGCUAUGUUGAUUGGACGUUUAUGAGUGUUGCUCACUGGGGCGAAACGGGUGUCGGAAAUUGGGCCAUUGUUGUCAGGGACAGCACCGUCAACGAUUACAUAGGCAACUUUGUCGACUGGCACCUCAAGCUCUGGGGCGAGUCCAUUGACGCCGACAAGGCCACACUCCUCCCUCUUCCCACCGAGGAUGACGACGUGGAUCACGAUGAGAUCGAGACCAUCACCGUGCCCGCCAGCACCACGUCCAUCUCGGUGGCAACAGGCGUGCCCACGCACACCGACGAGCCGGGCGACGACCACCCCGACCGGCCCACCAAGCCCGCUGGCGAGCCGUCGCCCUCACCCACGACCACGACGCCGUCCAGCACGCCCGUGGACCAGGAGCCCUCUCCGAGCAACACGGCCUCCAACUGGGUCUCGUGGCUGCCGUGGUUUGGCUCCAAACAGGCGACGAUAUGGAUCUACGGCGCCGCCGGCCUCAUUUGCGCCUUUGGUAUCGGUCUCGCCAUCUUCUUCUACAUUGCCCGCCGUCGCCGUCUUCGCAACGACUCGCGCGACAAUUACGAGUUUGAGCUCCUCGACGAGGAAGAAGGCCGUGAUGGCGGCCGCGAUGGCCAGGGCGUGGAAAAGGGCCUCGUCUCGGGCAAAUCAGGCCGUCGCACCCGCGGUGGCGAGCUCUACGACGCCUUUGCCGACGGCAGCUCCGAGGACGAGACGGAUGAUGAUGACGACGAGUACGACGCCUAUAGGGACCGCUCCGCCGAGCGCCUCGCCGGUGUGGAGACUCUUCCAGAGGAUGAAGAAGAAGAAGAAGAGCAGCAUGUUAUUGGUGAUGAAAGUGACGACGAGGACGGGCUAGAUGAAAAGACUGCUCAGGAACGCCCUCUGACAAAAUAA
Molecule: messenger RNA, 2565 nt
Organism: Beauveria bassiana ARSEF 2860
Lineage: Eukaryota; Fungi; Ascomycota; Sordariomycetes; Hypocreales; Cordycipitaceae
Product: subtilase-like protein
Exons: 1
Coding region: 1-2565 (854 amino acids)
Biological process (GO): protein processing
Cellular component (GO): Golgi membrane; trans-Golgi network
Molecular function (GO): serine-type endopeptidase activity
Source: RefSeq, a predicted model, not a curated record